CUAUGUGAAAUAUGUGAAGGGGUUAUAGAUUAACAUCAGAGAGAGACAGGCCUUCUUCCCUGAAACCACGUCAUUUUCUUCUGUAUGAUUGUUUAACUCAUUAUGAACAUUAUAAACACAGGAAACAGCUUGGAAGAAAUGAUUCUGAAAAUGGGCCAAUUUCUGGAUACUUGUGCGGGAAAAAUACAGAGCAAAUAUAAUUCUCCUGGAAAGGCCAAGCACAUGAUUUAUUUCCUUAAGAGAUGAUGGAGAAGAACAUUGUGGAACCACCAGAACUAGUGGUCUACUCCACCUGUGGGCACCUGCAGCACACGGGCAGAAAACCAGCUGGGAAAAACAGACGCGCGCUAAUGGAGCUGACGGAGCCGCAGGCUGAAGGGCAGUACGUGCUGUGUCGCUGGACAGAUGGGCUUUAUUACCUCGGGAAAAUAAAGAGGGUCAGUAACACUAAACAGAGCUGUCUGGUCACGUUUGAGGAUAACUCUAAGUACUGGGUCCUAUGGAAGGAUAUUCAGCACGCUGGGGUCCCGGGAGAAGAGCCUAAGUGUAGUGUUUGCAUGGGAAACGCAUCGGUUCCUCUGGAUGAAAUCCUUAUCUGUGCAAAGUGCGGCUUGGGCUUUCACCAAAAGUGUCAUAUUCCCAUCGUGGACUGUGAAAGCUCCCUGCUGGAUCCCUGGUUUUGCAGAAGAUGCAUAUUUGUUCUGGCCGUCAGGAGAGGAGGCGCUUUGAAGAAGGGUCCAAUUGCAAAGACACUUCAAGCAGUGAAAAUGUUUCUGACGUACGUCCCGGAGCAGCUAGACUGGGACUCAUCACACAGAACCAACCAGCAGCAGUGUUACUGCUACUGCGGCGGCCCUGGAGAAUGGUAUCUGAAGAUGAUCCAGUGUUACCGGUGCCUGCAGUGGUACCACGAAUCCUGUGUCCAGUGCUUUCAUGAGACUAUGAUGUUCGGAGACAGGUUUUACUUAUUUUUCUGCUCCGUUUGCAACCAAGGACCUGAAUUUAUUAAGCGCCUGCCCCUGAGAUGGGUAGACUUAGUGCAUCUUGCUUUGUAUAAUCUGGGCGUCCUCAGCAAAAAGAAAUAUUUUGAUUUUGAAGAGAUCUUAAACUUUGUGAAUCAAAACUGGGAAAAUUUGCAGCUGGGAAAGCUAACAGUUACUGCGCUAGAGGAGAGAGGUCGCCUUCUACUGGAUGCCUUAAACAGCUAUAAAAGCAGAUUCCUGUGUGGCAAAGAAAUUAAAAGGAAGAAAUUAAUCUUCCGCCUGAGAAUUCGUGUUCCCCCAAGUCCACCCGGAAAGCUCUUUCCAGACAAGUUAACAGGACAGGCUGAUAACAGGACAGCAGAUCUGAAGAGGAGGAGAAGCAGAUAUUCUCAUAAGAGCAGUUUGAUUCCUCAUGACUGUCAGCGACAAAAAACAACCUCUACCCGAACGAAACAUUCCAAAUUUCUCCUAGAAGACGCUAUUCCCAGUAGCGAUUUUACCUCUGCGUGGAGCACAAACCAUCAUUUGGCCAGUAUAUUUGAUUUUACGCUGGAUGAAAUCCAGAGUUUAAAAAGUGCAAGCUCUGGACACAAUUUUACUUCUGAUUUGGAGUCUAUUGAUGCCGCCAGUACCGCAGGAUCUGCAUCUACCUGCUUGUCAUACGAGUCCCGAGAGAAUGUGGGAAGCCGGAAAAGAAAACUGAACUCCAAGAAUUACACAUCUUUCGAGCGAAGAGCGUUGGAUCACAUGUGUAGACCUAACAGCUGUGACACCGAAGCUAUUGAAUACGUCAGAGCGUCUGAUUUUCAAGAUAAUGGUAUUGAUAGCCACACCUUCGAAAGCAUCAGUGAGGAUGACACAUCGUUGUCCCACCUGAAAUCCUCCAUCACAAAUUACUUUGGUGCUGCGGGUAGGCUGGCUUGUGGGGAGAAGUACCAAGUGCUGGCCCGACGGGUCACCCCUGAGGGCAAGGUUCAGUACUUGGUAGAGUGGGAAGGAACUACUCCGUACUGACAACAAAAUGACCAAAGGAGAAUUCUGCAUGUUACAUGGCAGCGCUCCAGUGUGGGACCUCACCGAGGAAGACACAGGGAUGUGUAAUGAUUGUUUUUGUAGGUACUAACUGUGUGUGUAAUAGACACAUAACUGUGUAGUUUGGCACCUUGCUGCAGCUAGUACCAAAAGCACUUAUAACAGGGUACAGUAAUGACUUCUUUAUUAAACACAUAUGCCUGAAACUGACAUUUUAUGGCCACUAAUGGACCCCAAACCAGCUGUAUCUUCUCUUAGUGGGUAAAGGAGAAUGUGUUGUAGUUGCCUAGAUUGUAGAGUCACCAGCCUCCUUACUACAGUUGUAGUUAAUGACAUUUAUUAGGCAAUAUUAAAGGGACACUACCAUCCCUACAUCACACGCUUUUUCACAAUGACAUUUAUGUGAUCGUUCAACGGUUUAGACUUUUCCCAUAUUUGCCACAUCCUGUCUGCAUUAAGAUAUUAUCAGCAAGUCACUUUUUACCCCUUAUGGCGCACAUAUUGUGUUUGUCUGCAAGAUGGCAGCUAGCUAAGCUCGCUAUUCACGCGCCACAUAAACAGUGCAGGCGGUCGAGGUUGCAGUUUAUACCUCAUGAGUGGGACGACUUGUGUUAACUGAAUAUAAACCCUGUAUAAAUAACGUAACUCACUAAAGGAGAAUAGUGAUGUUACAGAUUUAUUAGCCAUCUUCUAGCUGAAUGUAUUUGCUCUUUCACUUUGAAGGGAAAUGAAGCCCUUGUUAAAGCACUUAGAUUUGUGUAUUGCACAAUUCAGCUGCCGGCCUAUUCAGGGUCUAUGCCAGUGCAUUAGGACAGGUGUGGAAUGGUUGUAACUGCAUUGCAGUCAAUUAGAACAUCUGCUUUCCAUUAUUGUUUUCUACUUGUCUUAAGGAACAAAAAACCUAAUGAUACUAGAAUGUUGUAUUAUUACAAAAGGGUUAAUCUCACAGUCUGAUAACACGGAGACGAUCUGAGAUCAGUAAAUAAUCCUGAUCGCUCUAUAGAGGGGGGAAGUUACUGCCGUUACAUAUUCUAGAGCAACAAUUUGCUGCAGUAAUGAAACAUUCUGUAUCAUUAUCAGCUCACGUGCCGUUAAUCGUAGGACUAGAUUACCAGUGGAAAGUAAGCGGGUGCGCUUGAGCACAAAUAGAAUUUGCACUCAUCCGGUUAGCGCGACUGGAGACUUGGUAUAAAGGGUAAGAAAAAACUACAUAAAUCGAAAUUGUUACACUCAUAUAUACACUAUGAUAACAAUUAUUCUCAUAAAUAUUAAUGCAAUGUUUUAUAGGAGUUAAAAGCUGUAUGGUAUAUGACAAAGUAUUUGACUAGAAAGGGCUAUAAUGUAUGUGUAUGUGUAUGGGUGUAUAUAUGUGUGUUUUAUAUAUAUAUAUAUAUAUAUAUAUAUAUAUACACCUGUCGCACAAAUACAUAUUGUGAUGGAUCCCCCGGCUACCCCGACUGGGUAUCUCCGCCCAACAGGUCCUGCUUCCUCCCUGCCGACUGCAGUUCUGUAGCUGGCAAGUGACCACAGCCUGUAGCCACCCCUGAUGCCCGACAGCACCAGUACUCAGGGUCCCACCCUGUAGCAGACUCCGGCUAUCCAGACUAGGUAGCUCUGCCAGAGGGUCCUUCCUCUGCCUGGAACAGGCUGCUAUGUAGCCCAGGAAAGUGAUUUUAGCUGGAGCCCACCCAAAUAACUAGACAUACUAGCAUUCAGGUGACACAGGAACUGAUUUUAUUUUAAAACACACUCCUUUUAUACACACAGCUCAUCUUGAUAAGACCCUGAACAAUCCCACAAUUUUCCCACCAUUCCCGCCCCUCCAGACAGACCGGCGCCUAUAUAUAUAUAUAUACCAUGCUUUAAAGCACUUUCCACUCAAAUACUUUAUGUGGAAAUAUGUAAAUAUUUAACAUAUAAAUAUUUUUACAUUCUAAUGUUUUCACUUUUUCUAUAUUUUUUCUAUAUAUUUUUUCUAUAUAUAUAUCUGUGUGUAUAUACAUAUAUAUUAUAUAUCUGUAUAUAUUCAUAUAGAUAUAGAUUUAAAUAAAUGAAUCGGAUAUAUUUAUAUAGAAAUAUAUAUUUAAAAAUAAAGAGAACAUUUUCUUCUAUGUAUGUAAAAUAUGCAUAAAUACCUUUUGGGUUUAGUGCCGUUGGUCUAAUGCGGUUUCGGGUUAGCGCGCGAGUAAUAAGUGUUAGGUUUUUUUCUUCAGCACACUCCAUUAUAGGAGAAGUUAACGUGGUUUCGAUAUAUCCGUAGUCUUUAAGUUAGCAAGCAUUUGGUUCUGCUCACGUGCAAACAAUUUACUUUCAACUUGUAAUAAGCGCUUACUUUGAGAGGUGUUUGUGUGCGAGUUAAAAAAAUAUCCUCUUGUAAUCUGGCCCUCAGCCGGAUAUAUGUGUUUAACCACCAGUAACCAGCCGUUAUAAACUCCAGGCUUUAACCAUGUACUUAAACACGUAGAGGCUCAUUUAUCACGCUCCGAAUGGAGCUUGAGGGCCCGUGUUUCUAAAGACCGCUGCUCCAUAACCUGCUCUGAGCAGGCGGACAGAGAUAACCACAAUUCAACCCGAUUGAGUACGAUGGGGUUGAUACCCCCUGCUGGCGGCCGAUUGGAGAGCUGCUGGUGCAAUGCUGAAUACGGAGAGCGUAUUGCUCUCUGCAUUCAGCGAGGUCUGUCGGAUCUGAUCCGCACUGUCGGAUCCGACAGACCUUUUGAUAAAUUGGCCUCAUAGUGUACGCAGUAGGGAUUUCCUUACAAUAACAUAUUAUUAUAGCUCUAUGUUUUACUGAGGAGCACAAACGUGUCUCAUUAAGUAGUGUAGAGGAUAUAUUUAAUAAAGGUACUGAAUGAUGAAUACAUUGACUUACAGGGAUUAUUCCUCGAUAAACAAAAGGUAACAAAACAGUUUAUGUAAUCAAUACAAAUAGAUUUGUUGCUUCUGGAGAACCCUGAUACAUUUUUUUCUUCUUAUAGAAUUAGUUUUGCACAUAAAUGUAAAAUAAGACCUUUUUAUUCUUUGGGAAUCUAUUUCUAAGCGUGUAAGAGCUGAACAUACAGAUUUGUUCAUUCAUAGCUGUUCUGACCAAUUAGAAAACACAGUGACUUUACGAGACCCUUCACCACCAGUAUUCCCAGCUAUCUGAAUACAUUUAAUUCACUCAUCCCUUACUCUUUAGCCAGUUUUUAAACGGUUACGUUUUUAGACAUUUUCAAUUCACAUUUAACAAACACGUCUACGACAUAGGGGCAUAUUUAUCAUUGUGCGAGUGGAGAUGAUACGAAGAAGUGUAUCAUGUCCGCCGCACAUCGAUAAAUGCCAACAGCAUACGCUGUCGGCAUUUAUCAUUGCACCAGCAGUUCUUGUGAACUGCUGGUGCAAUGCCGCCUCCUGCAGAUUCGCGGCUAGGGGAUGUCAAUCAACCCGAUCGUAUUCAAACGGGUUGAUUUAUGUCCGUGAUCUCAGAGCAGGCGGACAGGUUAUGGAGCAGCGGUCUUUAGACUGAAGGCUCGCGGCAACAAGGGGCAUCAGGCUCCGUACGGAGCUUGAUAAAUUUUCCCCAUAGUAUGUUAAAAAGUUACAAAUAUUGGUCAAAUGAAAUGUGUUCACAUUCGUGUGUAUAUUUAUUUCUUUUUUUCAAUUAAGUGUCGGGAUGUUUUUAAAAUGUUUAAUAAAUUUGAACACAAAAAUAAUAUUAAAAUGCUAAUUGUACACAGGUCAGGAAUUAAUAUUAACAGAUAAGUAAAUAAAAUCUGCAUUAUUAAAUUAUUUGUCACCACAAUUAGCCUUUCACUAGCUGCUGAUGCGGUGUAGGUGCUGUUUGAGUGUAAGAAUAACAGAUUACCAGUUGCAUCACAUGCGCAAAUUUGAGCGGCUUAACUAAUUCAAACUGAUGUGGUAAAAGUUGAUUGGCGUGUCACAGAAAAGGGAAAAAAAGACCUCAGUAUCCUUGUUUUUCACAACGUAAAUGCUAAUGAACUGCUGAACAUAUUACUGAAAUAUAAGUCUGUCUACAUCUGACAUUAUAGUCGCUAUUUAACAUGUUUUUGUUUAAUCACGUUGCACAUUAUCUCUAGAAGUGCUUAGUAAAGCCAGUGCACAUUCGUUUUAAACUAAACGCACAUACGUCAGCUAAAUGACCAGAGUAAAUGUUUUCUACACUAAAAUUAGCUGAGUCAACUAAGCCUCUGUAAAGUCAUUAAAAAAUAAAUAAUACUUUAAGCAUCCUGUAUUGUCACUUUGCAGAUCAGAUUUAGCGCUGACAACUUUAGGAAUCGACCAUUUCAUAAUCAACAAAUCCUACAGCAAACUGAUAGUUUUACAAUUUGAUACCGUUUGGUACAACACAAUUCUUCACACAAAUGACAUGCUCCGAUUCAUUAUAGCAUGUCCCCUACGGUCGGGUUAAACGCACAGUAGCAGUGCCACUCAGUACCUGUAGCGCACUACACAAACAUUUAACUCCUACUUUUUUAAAUACAUUGUAGAACAUUUUUGAGUACAUUGUCCCUUAAAAAUGGUCUCUGCACAGUUUCUUACUAAAACACUGAAGAGCUCCUUUACAAACAAUUUCUUGCAGACACUUGAGAAAAAACAACUUUUAAUAUAUAUUUAAAUACCAUUAUAACACUGCUGUAUAGGUUCCUCAGGCUCUGCAGCUACUGCCACGCCUCCGCAGAGCUUUAUCACAUAAAUAUUUCCUGGAAAAGAAAACAGAAGGGCCCUUGAUAGUAAAGAACGUUAUUAUUAAACAAUUAGCUUUUCAUGUAAAAUAUAUGUAACAUUCCAUGUAGUUAAUGACACUUUUUUAUUGCCCAUUGUAUCGUACUGUGCUUUAACUAGAAAGCUCACCUAUCCAUUUGUUAACAAAACAGUUCCAUAAGGCUUAGUUUUACCAUAAUAUGGGGCUGAUUUAUCAAGCUCCGAAUGGCCCCUGAUGCAACAGUUAUGAAGCAGAGGUCUUAAGACCGCUGCUCCAUAACUCGUCCGCCUGCUCUGAGGCUGCGGACAUUAAUCCGUCUGAUCUCAUACAAUCGGGCUGAUUGACACCCCAAAUCUGCAGGGUGCGGCAUUGCACAAGCACUUCACCAGAACUGCUUGUGCAAUGAUGUCUGUCGGACAUGAUCCGCUGAGCGAAUUAUUUCAACAAACCGAUGAUAAAUCGGCCCCUAUGUAUUGGGACAAAAAAUGUUUUAACCGCAAACUCCAUAAGUAAAUCAUUUGGCACUUACCCCUUUUUCCUUUAACCUACACUAUAAUCACAACUCUUUUAUACUGACAGCUUUAUAUAAGGGGGCAUUUGUGUAUUGCUUAGCUAACAAAGAUAUAUACGUUUCUUAUAUAUAAAUAUGUAUUAAAUAAAUAAAUAUAUAUAUGUGUGCAUAAGAAUAUAGAUUUAUAUAUGAACACACUUGCAUAAAAAUGUUUUAAAGAAAAUAUAGUUGUUUGUUUAUACAGAGAUUCCUAAUUUUAUAUCCUGUAUUAGUUAUUUUAUCUAAUAAAGUAACGUUUAUUUUAGAGAAUGCAUUAAGCCUGAUAUUUAACGAUUGUAAUCACAUUUGAUCAUAGUAAGAGAAUUUUACUACUUUGCUGCUAAAUUUCAUCUCCUUCACCAAAUCAGCUUUAUGUGAAAGAUUACAGACAGGCAGCAGACUGUAAUGAAUUCGCCCCAUGAAGCAGAACUCCAAAGGUUUUUAUGGAGAUGAAGGCUCUGACAAUCAAUAUAUAUUAUAUGUAGAGUCAGAAAACAUCCUUGUUUGCACCAGUGCUGAUUUGUAGCUGAAAAUGACGUUGCCAUACUGUAUACACAGUAAAAUAGUGACGUGCCAGUGUAUUGGCUAAUUAGAGUUUUUACAUUUUCACAUGCCAGCGUUCAAUCAAGUGCACUCAUAGCAUUCCAGAAUGUGCCCGCCUCAGUGCCAACUACAGAACAGAGGGGGUGCAGAGGAUUAAUUGUCAGCAUGGGAAAAUGUCUUAUCGGAAACUGUAUUAUCACUGCAGUUCUUUUAACAUUCCUAUAGACUGCCAACAGAAUUGUGCCAGGGCUUUCAAUGCUUUAGAAUUUGUAGUGUGCUAAGGGACACUCCAAGCCAAAAACCUAGAUAUGCUUUAUGCAUCAGUGUUUUAUACGCUGUCUCUGUUCCGAGAUGGCAUUGCCUUUUUAUCAUGUUAGCAGUGAUCUUAUAUGACAAAAUGCACCUGCGGUCUGUCUAAGAAGACACACUGUUUCAUAUGUUGGUGCUCAGAGUAUAUCUAGGUAUACUCUAUGUGCCUGUGCACAGUAAAAGCUAAAACAAAUUUAUUGCAAAAGUGCCUCUAUUAAAAAUUGGUAUGCACUGAUAUGCACUAUAAUUUUGGCUGAAAUGUUGGUUUAAACUUUGGGCAACCAGAUAUACAUUAAGCAACAUUGUUCCAGCUCUCUAGCGUUACAUGAAUACUAAAAACUUGUUGCAUUACAAAGAAUGAGUCUAAGUACAGAUGAAAAGUACUCUAUAUUGUUGUAAAAGAAGUGUCAUAUGAUCUUAACCCAUGCGAUGUACAACUAAACAUUAUACAGACGUCUUGUUCUUUGCUUGUGCUAUUUGGGAAGACAUGAUAUGUAUUAGUGCACCUCACAGAUAACUGUAAUGUCACUUGCUGGGUGGCAUUUGAGGGAAUUGAUUUUAAGGCAAGAGGGAAUUCUAAAAACAUUUCGAUAAAUAGAAUAUUUUCUUUCUGAUCUCUAGCACUUUUGCCAAUAAAAUAUGCCACUUUUACCUUUAAAUCAACCCCCCCUAAUGUACUAAUCACAUUACUGGAAGGUUCUUGACUAAUGUUUAAUAAAUCUGACUUGUUGACUUUGUACAACCUCUGUCUCAGUGGAGACAUUUUUGGCGCAUUAUAAAAUCUGCACUAUUGCAAUUAGAUAAAUAAAGUGAUCAAAUACAAAA
This is a messenger RNA of Bombina bombina (fire-bellied toad), 8947 nucleotides long. RefSeq names its product PHD finger protein 19 (gene PHF19). Lineage: Eukaryota; Metazoa; Chordata; Amphibia; Anura; Bombinatoridae. The record is from RefSeq and is a predicted model, not a curated record. Bases 243 to 1997 code for a protein of 584 amino acids. The transcript has 15 exons. Gene Ontology annotation, biological process: chromatin organization; regulation of DNA-templated transcription. Gene Ontology annotation, cellular component: nucleus. Gene Ontology annotation, molecular function: DNA binding; chromatin binding.